AUGGAAGGUGGCAGCCCCAGUGCUAUUUGCACACCACCUGCGUUGCAGCUGUCAGAGUUGGUUAGUGGCUCAGGCUCUAGCUCUCAGUGGGAUGAACCACGCACCCCCCGGCCUACAUCAUCCACCAAAUCAACGGCACAUCCACAUCCACAUCCACCCGCGUCCGCGAGCCUUCAAGCACAAAGUCCCAGACGACAUCGUCACACUCUCCCAUCACCAGCGCUUACGAGUCCAUCGCCUCAGAAGGAGCCUGGCGCAGACGGUUAUCUCUCUCGGCUAUUGCGCCUGGCGCAACACACUCCGACCCGCGCGCAACACGCCAGCACCAGCUCCGCCAUGACCGAUUUCCUCGCGAGCUUCGGUCUCGGCGCGCAGUCGCCAGCUGUGUCGAGCAACCCGCAGUGCGACUCGGUCGAGGAGCUCCAGCAUCAAUUGCGAGGCAUUUUAGACGCCAAGGCGACACCGACCCACGCCGAACAUGUAGCGAUUACUAUCGAAUUGAGGGCUACGGUCCGGUUCCAGUUGGCUGUGUCAGAGCCGGAGAAUGGAGUCUUGAAGAAUUUAAACAACCUUGAUCCGUCGCUGGAAGGUGCGCAAUCUUCUGGUAUGAAUGAUGAUCAGAAUGGAGCACAGCUAUCGCGUGUUGUUUUCGCCAACGACACCCUCAUGAACCAGCCGCAAGAUGAUCCGGCACUCCAACGAUCGGUCGCUAAACAUAUCAUCUCGACGAUCAGCUCAACAGAUGGAAGUACUUGGAUUGUUCGGGAGGUUUCGCGGGGAACACAAGGUUGGACGUUUACGUAUCUUUGCAAGGAUUCUUAUCAGCAAUGGAAUCGACAGAAUGCGAAGAACCCAACAAAGACAGUAGUGGGCGAGUUCAGUCAGAGAGAGCCAGACCCAAUAUUGCACACACGACCUGCGUUCGACUGCCGCGGAUCCAUCACCAUUGCCUUUAACCGCAGCAGCCGCUCUAUUACAGUGAAACACGAUCAUACUCCUCUGCACAUGACAGUCGCUGAGCUUGCCACCCGUUUCAAACCUGCUCCUCGACAACUAGGACCAGGUGCACAGAAACUACAGGAGCAGCAACAAAAGGCCAAGGAGAAGACACCAAAGAAGCCCAGAGGCGAGAGGAAGAAACGAGACUCGCUCAAGGCGCAGGAUGAGAAUGGCAACCCGCGAAAACGAAAGAAGAAGAACAACGGCGCAGCCCACACAUGGGAUUCAGCUAAUGAACCUAUGAUAAUCCCAGACUAUCCUGGAGCACCAGGAAUUGACGGACAAAACCAUGCUGGAUCAUCGUAUACCAACAGUGGACAAGCCAGUAAUGGACAGCAAGGUUUCAACGAUUAUCCACAGGGACUGAUGGGAGAUGGCGCAUCAGCAACAGCAAAUGGCACUGCGUCCCAGCAGACGGGCCAGCCUGGUUCAGCUUCUUUCCCAGUCAAUGUCUCAGCAGCAGAGGCAGCACGACGACGAGAGGCAGCCACGACAAUGCUUAGCAAUGCGGGCGUAGACCCUACUACACUAUCGGCCGAUCAGUUUGGUAUCUUUGCAAAUCAGGCACCUGAGCUGCAGCGCGAGUCGCUUAACAUGCUUGUCAAGUACGGCGCAGAACGUCUGAGAAUUGUUCACCCUGGUAACAGGGAGGGUUCGGCACAGGCAAGUGCGUCUUCGCAGAGCAGCCAGACGACCUCGUCCUCAAGUGGACCAAUGACCACCAAGGAACUCGUGCCUCAGUCCAGCGCGCAGAGCAGUGCGAAUGCAGACAUCGCCGCUUCUCAAGCUGACGAUGACUCGACGUCUAAACGUAAGACGAAGAAGAUGAGCAAGUCGCGGACAGCUUGUUUCCCUUGCAAGGCACGAAAGACUAAGGUUAACAUCCGAAAACACACUCACUUGUACAAAGCUAACUACAAAAAGUGUCCAAGGGAGAGACCUACCUGUACUGAAUGCUCGAACUACGGGACUUCAUGUGAAUAUGCACCCCAGAAACCAAGAAACAGGGGGAAAGCAGCCAAGAAAUCUGCGGCUAUCGUUGUUGACGACGAUGAGGAAGACGAAGAAGAGGAUGGACCAGAGGAAGAACCGCAGGAAGAUGCUGAAGGAGAAGAGCCUGAUCAAGAAGAUGAAGCGGAAGAGGAAGAGGAAAAUGAACAAACCACUUCGCAGGACUAUUCAUACCCUCAGAUGAACAUCGGAAAUAUGGUCACCAACAAUGAUCCGACGACUCAAGAUACCCACACCACACAUAAUAACUACUAUCAGCCUGCUUCAGUUCUUGCUCUAUCCCAGCCAGACCCCUACUCGACAAGCUCUCAGCCGUUGGCUACAUCAGUGUCGCAAAGAGAUAAAUACUCCCAUACUCUGCCUGAAGCACAGCCCAUACGCCAUCCACCACCUCCUAUUCCAGCCCCAGCUGGAACGAUUGCCCCUUCUGAGACAAGACGAUGGACAGCCUUUGGUGGUGGUGCCAGUGCCAGUGCUAGUGGCAGCAGUAGCAAGACGCGAAGAAGUCUUCCGUCGGAGCCUCCUCACACGAGCGGACAGAGUGUGUCUACCACGAACCCACAGCCUUCGGACUGGGCUCAAAGCGCCAACACGACUAUGCCCGCAACGACCAUGGCCUCUGUUUCGCCACAAAUGUCGUAUGGUACGCGCUCUGGUCAGCGCUCACGGCAGAAGAACCAAAGCUUGACGAAUGAUACGGCCCAGCAAGCAUCAGCAGUGGCCAAUUCAGCCAUGCAACAGGCGCAAGCGCAAGCACAUGCUCAUACACGCCAAUCACCGGUGGCUGCGGCAGCUAUGAUGGCCCAAGCCCGUAAAUCCCCAUACCAGCAAGUUGCAGUUCCUCGCACGACUUCUAGAACCAGUCAGCGAAACCAGUCCCGAACACCCGUCGCGGAGCAGACGCGAGGCUACCAGCCGCCUCCUCCCGAUUUGAGCCAGCAGCAAUCUACACGACCUAGUGCUCAUUAUGAUACAUCGCAAAUGGCUAGUGGUUCUGGUUACAGUAAUAGCCAUGGUCGAUACAGCAGCAGUAAUACUGCGACAAACCAUCAACCAGCUAUGUCAGCAGCUUCGGCGACACCAACUACUAUGAGCACAUCGUAUCAGACGACUUCGUCAACUGCAAACCAGUGGUCUGGGUCAUCUAGUCGAAACGAUCGCUCAUAUGACAGCAAUUCGUCAUACCAGACCCCUAACGUUUAUGCCCAGGCGGCAUCUUCCAAGCCAGCAUCAGCUUCGGCUUCACGCCAGAACUUUAACAUGCGCAACAAUACACAGCAUAAUACUCGUGGUAGCAGCGGCUCAUACAACCAGCAACCGCAGCAGAACUUUUCGUCUUACCCUGGGUCUUCAAACCAGAACCAACAGGGACAGACACCAAGCCAGCAACAGCAACAAGCACAGGCACAACAACAACAACAGCAGCAGCAGCAGCCAGGCUGGUAUUUCCAAAAUUCACAUAACCCUUCCCUUUAUCAGGGGGGUCAAUCGUCGGGCUAUAAUUAUGAGCCUUGGUCAGGCGUUUAG
This is a messenger RNA of Fusarium sp. VM40, 3537 nucleotides long. The record is from the annotation of a GenBank genome assembly. Lineage: Eukaryota; Fungi; Ascomycota; Sordariomycetes; Hypocreales; Nectriaceae.